Messenger RNA from Gryllus bimaculatus (two-spotted cricket), 1053 nucleotides. The record is from the annotation of a GenBank genome assembly. NCBI's taxonomy places the organism in Eukaryota, Metazoa, Arthropoda, Insecta, Orthoptera, Gryllidae.
CAAUGACACGACGUCUCUUACGAACAUUGAUGUCGGCCAUUUUGCAACUACUGUGCUGCCCCUAGGUUGAUGAAGAAAAUUACUAUUGCUGUGGAUUGUAGAUCUAUCAUCUUUUAUUCAAAUCAUAGCCCCAAAGAAUUACAAAUUAAUACAGAAGAGUGUGAUUCAAAGAAUGAAAUGAACAAUGGUUACCAAGAUUAUAUUCCCUUCAUAAGGUCAAAAGGUCCAGUUACUUCAAAAGAAAAACAAGUUGAUUUAAUAUUGGCAAACAAAAAUGACAAAGGCAUUCAGUGUGAUACACAAACUGCUUCUCAAGGUCAUUCAUGGUCUACUAAAGAACAGGAAACCCAAGUCGACGAAGGAAAAAGAAUCCAAAAGACCAAAGGCAAUCAAUGUUCAUUAAUCGAUGUGAACACAGAAGAUCAGGUUUGGUGUACUGAAGAAAAAGGAACCCAGGCUGUAACAGGAUCAAAAAACAAAAAGACCAAAGCCAAUCAAUGUUCCCUAAUUCAAGUGGACUCAAAAGGUUCGAAUCAGCAUUCAGUGAAACAAUCAAAAAGAGACAAAGAAGUUCAAGUUAAACUGCAGAACACUCAGAUUCAGAAGAAGAACAAACAUACCCAAGCUGACGACUUCUGGGAACAGUCAAACAGCGAACACAUACCCGAUUUUAUUAAAAAGAAAAUGGAUGACAACAUCAGGAAAUGCACCAGAGUAUUACAAAUGGUGGAACAGCUUACUGGUCGUUCAGUAAAUUUUUUUGAAGCAAAUAUGGUUUCCAAAGAAAACAAAAAAAAUUUGAACUGAGACCAAGUGUUGUUUUUUAGAAUGGUUCAAGAGGUUUUCAAGGAACUAUAACAUGAUUUCUGGUAUGUUUUUGUACAAUUUGUUUUUGUUGCAUGAGAUUUCUGAAGAAGUGUUUUUGGUCACCUGGACUUUCACUCACAGGUGCAUUAUGACAAGUGCUUUAUCUCAUGUAAUUUAUCUCACAUGUGCUUCUUGUUAAAUUUGUCUCACGUGCUUCAUUUCAUUUUGUUUUAUUUUGUCAAUAAA